UAGAAUGGCUGGGUGGGCGGAGAGUCCUUAGAAGGGGCCAACUUCUAGCCUGAGGGCCUGGGGGCUUCCAGGGAUCUGCAGCCGAGCGGAAGACUGGUCUUGCGUACAGCGAGGCCUACGAGAGCUAAGUGGGCUGAGGGUCCCUGGAAAAGACCAGCCUGGGGGCGGGGACCAUCGAUGCCCCAGGCUCUAGAGGCCGUGGGCUCCCGGGGGCCUGAGGCUGGACUGGGGUCGCCGGCGGGCUCGGGGAGGCCCGGGUGGGCGCACCGGGGCCCUGCCUGCGGCUGACGGGCUGGGUCGAGGGGGAGGCUGGAGAGGCGGGGUGCCGGCCGGGGCGGCGGCGCGGGCUCGGGACGCCAGGGCUCCCUCUCCCUCCUCCCGCCCGAGCCAGCCUCGGGCGCCGGGCGCCUCCCCCGAUCCUGAACCAGCGCCAGCGCCGGGAGGCCCGGAGCCCGGCCCGCCGCCGCGGCCCGCGGAGGGAGCCGCCGCCGCCGCCGCCGCCACUGCCGUUGUCGCCGCCGCCGCCAGGCCGCGCCCCGCCCCUCCGCCGCCGCCGCCGCUCUCGGUGAGGCUCGCGCUCGAGCUGCGGCGCCGGCUCCUGCCGCCUGGGCCCCGGGCCCGGCCCCUCCCGCGCCGCCCGGGCGAUGAGAAGCUGCUUCUGCGUGAGACGGAGCCGGGACCCGCCGCCGCCGCAGCCACCGCCGCCGCCGCCCCAGCGGGGAACAGACCAGUCCACCAUGCCUGAAGUCAAAGACCUCUCAGAAGCCUUGCCAGAAACGUCAAUGGAUCCCAUCACGGGAGUCGGGGUGGUGGCUUCUCGGAACCGAGCCCCGACAGGUUAUGACGUAGUUGCACAGACAGCAGAUGGUGUGGAUGCUGACCUCUGGAAAGACGGCUUAUUUAAAUCCAAGGUUACCAGAUACCUGUGUUUCACAAGAUCAUUUUCCAAAGAAAAUAGUCAUCUGGGGAACGUGUUAGUAGAUAUGAAGCUCAUUGACAUCAAGGACACACUGCCUGUGGGCUUCAUCCCAAUUCAGGAGACGGUGGACACACAGGAAGUGGCUUUUAGGAAGAAGAGGCUGUGCAUUAAAUUUAUUCCACGGGAUUCAACGGAAGCUGCGAUUUGUGACAUUCGGAUCAUGGGCCGGACCAAGCAGGCCCCACCUCAGUACACGUUUAUUGGGGAACUGAACAGCAUGGGGAUCUGGUAUCGAAUGGGCAGAGUACCAAGAAAUCAUGACUCAUCUCAACCCACAACGCCUUCCCAGUCAUCAGCUGCCUCCACCCCAGCCCCCAACCUUCCCAGGCACAUCUCCCUAACACUUCCUGCCACCUUCCGAGGCAGGAACAGCACCCGGACGGACUACGAGUACCAGCACUCCAAUUUGUAUGCCAUAUCAGCAAUGGAUGGUGUGCCUUUUAUGAUUUCAGAGAAGUUUUCUUGUGUUCCAGAAAGUAUGCAGCCCUUUGAUCUCCUGGGAAUCACCAUCAAAUCUCUAGCAGAAAUCGAAAAAGAGUACGAGUACAGCUUCCGCACAGAGCAGAGCGCAGCCGCCAGGCUCCCGCCCAGCCCCACCAGGUGUCAGCAGAUCCCGCAGUCCUGAGGAGCCAGCGGCCACCUGCGGGGAGACCACCGCCGCCCAGACUACUGACGGCAGGGGCUGCUGCCCCCGCCUCCUCCUGCCGCCUCCGCCAGCCCUCCCUCCCACACUGCCCCAGCAGGGCUGGCCUGGAGACUGGGCAGCUAAGUGGGCGCAUCCCGUCUUCAGCUGGCCUGACUGACACCCCGGCCUCCCUGGGGACGUUGUUCAUAACCAUGACUAAUCUGUGUGUGCUGUAGUGACCAGCGGCUCCUAACGUGUCUGUGUGAUGACCAGUUGUCCUCCAAAAACCUCACUCACCACGGAGUCACCCUGAGGGCCCCAGGCAGUUGCCCUGGCUGCCCAGUGACGCCCACCGGCUCCCUCCGCUCCCUCCUGUCACCUACUAGGGCAGACCCCACUAAGCCGUUGAGUCUCUUCCUGGAAGACCCUGAGGGCCGGCAGCUUUGCCUAGGACUCUCCAGGGUCGCUGAUCCUCCCCGGCGCAGGGCUGCCAGGAACAAGUUCCUCUCUGCAGGAUCUCACAGCAGCCCUGAGAAGACAUGGGAGGAAGAAGCCAGUGGCCCCAGGGUGGACCCUGCCCUUUGGACAUCCCAUGGACUUGUCACCCAGUCACCUGGAAGUCGGGGAGCAGCACCCCUACCCCCAGUGGAGGGGUUGUUGCUUUCUGGGGAGGAGGACGGUUGACAGCCCUGCUUGGAUCCACCACCAGGACGCUGUGCUCGGCCAUGACGCGCCUCCCCCAAGGGCUCAUCUGCACAACAACCACAUGCCAACGAUAGCUCCACGUGCCUCAGCCCCGUGCCCUGACCCGGGGACCACAGGGACGCCCUCUGAGACGUGCUGGCCCCAGGAGGAUACAGGCACACGGGCACCCAGCCCCUCUCAGAGCCAGGCGUGUCUUGACGGUAUCUGCUGACGGGAACAAGUCAUUCUGAAAGGUCCCUCUGACCCAGGUCACCAAAUUUGGGCCAGAACUGGCACUUCUCCUGAGUGCCCACUGGUGCUGGCGUCCUCACAGUGCCGGGCGCCAAGUUCAGCCCUAGGUGCGUUUGCCUAGGCAGUGGUGGCUGCCAUCCCUCGGGGCCCAGGCCCUCACCCGAAGGGCUGCCUCAUUCUGUGGUGUCAGGCACUGGGCUGUGUCCUGAUUCCUCAGAGUAUGGGGACCUGACAUCUUUGGGUCCCCAAGAGUUGGCUCUUGGAUGUGGGGGCUUGAUGCUGCGGUUGGGGGCUGCACUAUCUGGGUCCGUGGAAGCCUCUGCCUCAGCGGGGACAGCCUCCCGCUGCAGGUCCUGGGCAGCCCACAGUAGUGCUAGCUGAGGCCCAGAGGAACGGGAGGAAAGGGAGGCAGCGCCGGACGGCGCAGCUGGCCAAGAGGCGGGCGGGGCCAGAAAUACCUCAUGCCCCUGCACCAGCCCCUCCGUCUCCAGGCCCCAGACCCCUGUGUGGACCCAUCUUCCUCCUCUGCCACCCCGAUCUUCACUCGGAUACCUCUUGAUUUCUGUGGAUAAGGGAAGCAGCCACUUCUCCCUCCCUGAGACCCGAGGAUGCCCCUGGUGGGGGUGGCCUUCUCAGGACUCCUGGGUGGCACAGCGGCAGGACCUUGUCAUGGGACUGAUGCUGAGCAGGGAGGGGGCUGCCAGGCUGGCUGCCGAUGCUCCGUUCACAUAAGCCAGUGUGGUUCUGGGGACCUGAGGAGCCCUGUGGCACCCACAGGGGGCACCUAUGUCUGCCGUGGCUCCUCGGGUGGUGCCCUGUGUGACAAAGCCCUACAGCAAGGGUGACUCCCGGCAGGCGGGGGCAGCAGGAGGGCAGAGGGCAGAGCUCUGGCCACUUCUGCCCACUUCAUUAGGGUUUGUGAACUUUGUCCUUCACCUCUUUUCAUGCCCUGGUUGUGAGAUUGCCUCUAACAGGUAAUGCCAGGGCCCUUCACUCUGCCCCCAUGACUGGGAAGAGGCCUGUGGCAGCUCUGCUGGACCCUAGGAGGCUCAGAGGCAGUGGUGUGGGAGCCCUGUCUGCAAGGACGCAGAAUAAGCAGUGAGGGCGGCUGCAGGAGAGGAAGGGGCUCCCACAGCCCCCACUGAUGCCGCUGCAGGCCCCUGUCGAGCUGGGGUCCCAGCCAGGUGCCCCCGCAUGCCCUCCUGCAGUUGCUGGAUGGAUAGGGACACCAGGAAGAGGACAAACUGCAUGGACUCAAGCAAGCUGGAGCCAUCUUCUCCAUAGCAUUACGGACUUAGCAUAAGAGUAAAUGACUGUGAACAUUGUAGUAAACGGCAGCUUAAGAUAAGUAAGCAGAGACAGUGUUAAGGACGAGUUGGUGUCUGUGGUAGCUUUUAGGCUGCUCCUAACCCACCAUUUAUUGCCUUCUGAGAGGUGGGUGAGGACAAGCAUGUGCCUGUGUGUGCGUGCGUGUGUGUGUGUGUGCACGCACAUGCGUGUGUAUGAGCCCACCUGAGUAGGGCUCGUGCGGGAGAACUGAGGCAUGAAACUCUGGCUCAAACCUAGGAAUUGAGAGCGUUUCUGGCUUUGGGGAGAGUACUCUUCUCCACGAGCCCUCUGGCCACUGUGGGAGGGAAGGACAAGGGUUCCCUUGGAAACGUGAAGGGUCUCGGCCUCAUCCCUCAGGUCCCCCCACAGCACUUCCCACUACUGCUGCUGUCCCUGCUGGCAGCCUCUGUCCCUCCAGCACGGCUAACCAGAACUGCUGCUGUCCCUGCUGGCAGCCUCUGUCCCUCCAGCACGGCUAACCAGAGAACACUGUCCCCACCGCCUCCCCUUUCUCUCUGGAAAGUUGAAGUAUCUCCAAAGGCCUUGGAAAUGGCACAAAGGUGAUAAGGAGCAGGUGCUUUGCUGCAGGCUCCCUUGCAAAUGUAUAAUUAAGGCCUUUCUUCCCACCCCAAGUCGAACAAAUGCCAGCCACGUCCUCCGCCACUUGGAGAGAUGAGAACCCAGUGGGGUCACGUAAAGGAAUUGCAGGUUGGUGAGAGGACAAGAGGGACUCCCAUGUUCUAAGCACCUGUUCCUGGCCAGGCUCCAGGCCAGGCUCUCUAAGCACAUUUCUCCUUUCAUUCCCCCUAAAAACAGAGUGACCUGGAAGUAGAUGUUCUUUGCUCCUUGUUAGAGUUAAAGAGGCUGAGACUUGGCCCGCUGCUAAGCGGCAGAGGCAGGGCCAGCCAUCCUGUCGCAAGCCCGUGCUGGGGCUGCCCUUUCUGUUUCCAGUCCAGUUACGGACUUCCCGGCCGCCACUGGGCCCUGCCGGUCACCAGGCCACUGUGCAGUGGGCACAGAGCAUGGUCAGGAGUGGCCUGCCCGUACUCCUCCACCCAGAUGAGGGCCCUCCAGAGCCUGCAGGCAUCUGUGGGGAAUCCCAGCAUGCAGGUUCUUGGAGAAGCAGGUGAGCCUAAGGAUGAAAGCAAAGGAGGGCCUUAAGGAAGCAGCCCCCAGGCCUGGCAGCCAUGCGGCGGCUGAGCUCAUGAACUUGGUUCGCAGCCUGCCUUGCCCCUGGAGGCCACGCCAGGCGCUCACCCCUGAGCCCACAGCCCCUGCUUGGGCUGCCUGGCACCCUCAGGGUGGCCCGGCCUCCUCCUGCCACUCUGAGCACAUGUCCGGGGGUUGCCACCAGAGACGGCUUUGUUCUCCCAGCUAAGGCCGUGGAGCUGUUGUGUGACUGUGUCAGGCCUGGACAAGGAAGGCCCUUAGGGAUGAUGUCCCUGCUGCAUAUUUAUUCAAGGUGACUCUUGUACUUGGCAAGGGAAGUCCACUGUGUGAUUGUCUGUAUUCUUAAUAUAAUUUGUUAAAUAAACGUUUGUUUUAACCUC
Messenger RNA from Gorilla gorilla gorilla (western lowland gorilla), 5419 nucleotides. It is a transcript of the gene MVB12B, whose product is annotated as multivesicular body subunit 12B. The record is from RefSeq and is a predicted model, not a curated record. Lineage: Eukaryota; Metazoa; Chordata; Mammalia; Primates; Hominidae. Gene Ontology annotation, biological process: viral budding; regulation of epidermal growth factor receptor signaling pathway; virus maturation. The transcript is spliced from 10 exons. Bases 645 to 1604 code for a protein of 319 amino acids. Gene Ontology annotation, cellular component: ESCRT I complex; late endosome.